Molecule: messenger RNA, 6355 nt
Organism: Myiozetetes cayanensis
Lineage: Eukaryota; Metazoa; Chordata; Aves; Passeriformes; Tyrannidae
Gene: CALHM4
Product: calcium homeostasis modulator family member 4
Exons: 2
Coding region: 4211-5173 (320 amino acids)
Molecular function (GO): monoatomic cation channel activity
Source: RefSeq, a predicted model, not a curated record
GGUUGUUUUGGGGGUUUUUUUGUUUGGUUGGUUUUUUAAGGUGUUUUUCUGGCCUGUAAAAUCCUACUCCAUUUUAUAGGUGAAACUAUCGUAGGUACUUCCUAUAUCUAAAUUUAAAUAAAUUUUAAAAGCCACACAUUACAAUUAUCUUGAUAGUUACUUGCAUUUCUAAAUUGAGUCUGAGAUGGAUUGAUUUCUCUACUUGUCCCCAGCUGGCAAAAAGCAUUAAAUAUGUCUCACAUUGCAAGUCAUCCCAUAUUCCACAAGAAAGUGUACUGCACUGUAUUUUAAAAACAACUGCAAAAGAUUAUCAUUGCCAUAAUUUAACUUCAGUGAACCCAUUGAAAAGCACUUAAGGCUACCCAUAAAUGACCACCACUUUAUUUAUAUGGUUCUGAAUACGUGGAUGAAUCACUUCAGCCUGCAUUAUUAAUACUAUAAUAGUGAAGGAACACUGUGGACCAGAUGGUGCAAUGUAUCAUAAGGACACAUCGCUGUUCUUUGAAAAUACACACAUAUAAGUUCACACACAAGUUCUUAUACUCAAAUCCCAGUUUGGCUGCUGCUUUGUCAACGUUUCUGAAUAAAGCAAUGCUGUUGCUGCCUCCUUGCCUGCAGAAGCGUUUUCAGUGUGACCUGCUGAAACUUCCUUGGUUAGGUUAUGCCUCUCAGGAACUGUUUUCAAGAGGGUGUUUUGGGAUUUUAGUGCCUACUUUCUGCUGAAGCUCUCUGCAGGCACCUGAAAUCUCAUAUAAAUUUGCCUAUAAAGCACAGGUAAAUUCUGAAGCAAAAUAUGUAAGCUAAACAAAAAAAUCAUUAACUGGUUUCUAUUCUUCCCUUAACUUAAAGCUUGUCCUAAUUAAAGGGAGGGGACCUUCUCCCUUAAACAAGCCAAAGAGACCAUGAAAAUGACUUGGUAGCCUGAAUCCCACCUUGGUAGAACAGAAGACAUGGGCAGUGCUCCCCUCACCUCCCACAGGAAAUCUGUCAGGCAGGCACUUUCAUAGCAUGCUUUCUAACAUGCACAGGCAGGCUUGACAUCCAUGCUAAAGAGAACUCAAAAUGCUUCUGGAGGGGCCACAGAACAUCAGCCUUUUGGCUGCUAAUUUAGUGAUGAAAACACGUGCACAGGACCAGAGAGACCAGGGUUCAGUCUCCUCCUCCUCCAAACUUCACAGGAAGCAACCUUCAGAUGGAAAAUAGAAGAACACUCUUUCUCCCUACGUUUUCCUGACCAGUAGAUAACAAAAUCCUAAUCUUUUUUUGAUCCAAUAAGUAUCAAAAUCCUCUCUGUGGGGAAAGUAAGUGCAACUGGUAUAACAUGAAAGCUGGAACCACAGUCACAUCACAUAACUAAUAAUACUGAGAUUUUGGAAGAAAGAGAUGAGUGAGUUUUUAGUAGAUGAGGUAGAGAAGGGGCCUGAAACCAAUCUCUACCUUCUGCCAUGGUUGCUUUAUUUCAAUAAAAGCCAAAGAAGAUAAUAAAAUCUCUCCCUUCUGCCAUGGUUGCUUUAUUUCAAUAGAAGGCAAACAAGAGAGAAUAAAAACUGUUUGCUGUGUAUGGGAGGAUAGGAAGGUGUAAUAUGUCUUCCAAUAACCAUGUUUUAAAAAAAAUGACAAAUCAUUCUCAGUUCUUAAAAAAAAAAAAAAUCAAUUUUUCUCAUAAGUGAGGUUACUGGCAGUGAGUUCAAGCUGGCAGAGCCCUGCAAUAAGACAAGCAAAACCAUGGCUAAGGUUUACUCAUGUAUCCUAUUUGUUUCAGAUGUCAGAUAUAAGCAUUUUUUUGCCUCAGAGGCCAGCUGGCUGUCACCUCAGGUAAUGGUGUUUUGGAUUGCAUUCAGUCCUAACUCUUCCUGGGAAUCAAAUAAAGCCUAAAUGUCUACCCCAGGACUCUGGGUUCCUCUGCAAAGGUGAGCACUUAGAAGUUUUGUGCCACCCAAGCUUUUAAUUGGAUGCAACCCUAUAAUUUCUUCCAUAAUAGGAUGACCCAGCAGGAUCACUUACAGCAGAGCAUGAAAGCAAAUGCCAAAGAAGUGAAAAUGCAGAAGCAUAAAGCUGUAGUAUUGAUUGUUUAAAUUGCCUCAUUCAACAGCCUUAGGCUGACUAUGAAUAUUUCAGUAUUGUACACCACUUCAGUUUCACAUUUAAUGUGUUUCUGGAGUAAACAAGUGAUGCUUGGGAAAGCCUUCCUUCUUUAUAAACAAAAUAAGACAAGGGUUCCCAAAGAAAACUCAGAAGCAAUCAAUCAGAGAUUUUAAAACAAACUGAGGCAUAAUGGAAGUCUCAUAAAACAUAUCUUCAAAAUAAUUCUGUAAUAGCCUAAUGGGCUAUUUCACUGACUUUUUUUAAAUCAAAAUACAAUGCCACCAGUACAAAAAAAAAAAUAGUUGAAAAAUUCCUGUUAUACUGAAAGAAAAUUAAGGUUCAAAAUGGCAAUGUUUAGACAGCACUGGGAUUUUGUUGAGCUAAUGCUCUGUCCAAACACCUAAGAUCUUAACAACAAGCUCCAGAAAAGCUGUGGCAAAGUGCUGCUGGAUGUUUCAGCAUGUUUCUCUAUUGCUUUUAAUUCUGUGCAGUGGUGUCACACAAUUUGAGAGCCAGUUACUAACAAAGACCUCUUUCACAGAUGGUGAGUGGGGAUGAGACAAGCAGGUGUCCACCCUAGCAGAGCACUGGAGAAACAAGGUCUUGCCUAGAGAACCGACAAGGCACGUAUAACAUGACAUCCACGUGUAUAACAGCUGAGAGAGUGUCUCUGCCAUCCAAGGGGAUACCAUGGGUGCUAAAACUACUAUUUGAGAUAAAACUUAUUAUGAGCAACCCUCUCUGUAAGAGGAGGAAAGAGGCUGUGCAGACAGAUAUUAUUAUAUCACACCACCAAGUCCGCACAUGCUGUCGACAGAGAUUUGUAAUGGGAAGACAAUUUUCCCCAUAGACUUUCUGGCUGAAUUUCGGCUUCUGUUCUUGGUAAAAAUGUUUAUAUUACAGACAGUUGAGUUCUCAGUACUUAAACAGAAGUAUUUGUAGAGUCAGAUCAGCCUAGGUUAUGCAACAUAUAGAACUACUGGAUAGGAUGACCACAGAAAAAGUGCAAUCCGGAGGAAAUCAUCCGAAGUAAAAUGUUCUACAUUUUUCAGGCCUCUACUUAAGGCUUGAUUUGUGACCAAUGCCCAGAGCCCUGGACAUCCCAAUAUCCAGAAACCAGCUCUGGAAAUGCUUAAUUGAAAAAUUUCUAUCUAUCUCAGCCCACAGAAUGGGACUCACCAUACUUACAGAAAAUCUUAAAACUUGUAAUCACAAGUAUACUAUAUAAAUGCCAGCUGGUUUGACACUGUGUGAAGUGAAUAGUGGAUUAUACAUUACCAAAAAAAACCAAAACCCCAAAAAACAGCUUUCCAAAGGAAACCAGCACUGUCAGGAAAAGAGAUAUGCCAACUUCUUGCCACCCAGAGGUGAAACACUAAAAUCCUCAUUGCUCAGCAGAUAACUACAUCUCAGACUCCAGUUUGGAGAGCAAAUUGCCCCAGAAUUGACAUUAAAUAGAAACAGCACAGGGACUCCAAAUGUUGUGUCACUUAUGGAAUAUUUUAUGGGUUUAGUUUAAAGUGGAAUCUAAAAUUUACAUUUAAAUUUAAAAUUCAGAUUUUAAAUACUUCAUUUUUAAAAUAAUCAGUCCAGGUGCCAAGUCUUUGUUUGGUUGUUCUUUCAUGGAGAACAGCUGAAAGAUCUCCUUUUUCUUUCUUUUUUUUUUUUUUUUUUGUGUCCUAGUCUCAUGCCAUGUUCCUGCUAAUUACUGUUGAUUAGCAAACAGCUUGGCAAUUAAUCCUGGCAAGUUAGUCAUCAGUUUGAUAGCACUGCAUGUCAUCCAAAAGGUAGGGGGAAUUCAUUGUUAGUUUCAGACAAUUAGCAAGGGGCUGGCAGAGCUCACAACUGCCUAAAAGCUCAGUGUUCCAGAACUGCUGAGACGAAUUACUGAAUCAAUUAAAUCACAUCAGUGGAUGUCUGCAAGCAUAUUUAAAGGUAGGAAACAAGCCACUGAGAAUUAGGGGGAGGGGAAAGACUAGCAGGAGGGUUUUUUUGGUGUUGUGUUUGGUGGUGUUUUUCUUAAGCUGUCGGAGUUUGUUCUGUUCUUCCAUUAAAAUUAGUUAAAUUUAGCUAAAAGCUGGUGUUGACUUAAAGUGAAAUAAUCUAGUAAAGAGUAAGAGCUAAAAUGACUUUCCUUCCAAAGUGGUUAACUUUUCUGAAAGGCAAAGAAGUUGUUAUUGCUAAUGCUAUAAUUGCAAUACUGACAAUUGGUGGGCAGCAGCUUUUCUCUUUUUUCACGUUCAGUUGUCCCUGUCAUGUUGGACAGAACCUUAUUUAUGGGCUGGCUUUCCUAGGAGUUCCUGCACUGAUCCUUCUGAUUCUUGGCUAUGCCCUGAAUAACCAAACUUGGAGGCUGGUUACAGGCAAAAAAUCUCAUUUUGAGAACAUGACUACAUCAGACCGGUUACUGAAAUGCAAGCUGAUCUGCUUUGUCUUGUGUAGCAUCACUGGGAGAGCACUGGUUGCUCCAGUAACAUGGCUAGCAGUCACCCUGAUAAAUGGCUCAUAUUACAUCUGUGCUGUGAGUGAGUAUGUCCCUACAUAUUAUUAUGGAGCUAAUCCUAACAUUACUGCUAGUGAACGCAGAAGGAUAUUGGCUACAUUUCCAUGUAGUCAGUUAGUUCCACCAGAGAUGACCCGGGCAAGAGAUGAAGUGAUUCUCCUACUCCGAUACCAGUCACAAGUGGCUGGUUGGCUUCUGAUUGCUGCGGUAGUCAUCACUGUCUUCCUGUCUUACUGCCUGGCAAGCUGUUUCUCCCCGCUCAGCUUUCUGCAUUUCAGAUACUGGAGCAGCUAUGUUCACAAUGAGCAGGAGCUCUUUGAUGAGGCAACGGAGCAGCACUCCAGGCUCUAUGCCAUGCAGCAUGUAAGGAAGUUUUUUGGCUUUGUCCCAGGAAGUGAAAAUGUAAAGGAAAUUCGCAUCCCAUCUCUCAGAGAGUGGCAAGCCAUUUCUGGACUGGCCUUUCUAAAACAAGUGGAUGAGGAGCACUACGAUUAUAGUCUCCUCCAUGACUGGGCACUCAAGGAACGUGCAAAUGGAAGAUACUUGAAGACUGAUGAAGACCCUUUGAUCAGAACACAGCUCUGAGGAUCCAAGCCACCAUACCACCUUGCAGAAAUGCAGGAACCUGUCUCGCUCUGUAUCAGACCUGAGCAGCUCUGGAACUUCCCAAUGCAUUAUUACAUUGACAUAUAAACUAUGUGAGCAAGUACAUCUUGUUAAUGUAGUCCUUUAGCAUGCUUACAGAUGCCUUUACUGAUGGCAUCUGACUCCUAGGGGAUGUGAGCUAAGUCUAGAUUAGGGUGGGUUGUUUCAAACUGCAGCUCUCUGCUUUCUGAUAGUUGUGCUAAAAGGAUAAGUAUGUACUGGUAAAGUUAUUUGCAGAUGCUUUUUUGAAUUUUUUUCUUCCCAUUAAAAAGAUUUUUAAUAGCUAGAUUUUUGACAGCAUCCUCUGAGUUGGUCCAUUCUGUACAGAGCAAAAGCAGCUAUUCAGCUUUUCUCUCAGUGAGUCCUAGCAUAAUUACUUAUGUCUUCUCUUCCAUUUUUCUUUUUUUUUUUUUUUGUAUUGUAUGAAUAAAGUACACUGAGCUAACUAUAAGCUAAGUUUGUGGCUACAGUAGCACAAAAGAAACAUAGAGGAAAUCUUAUUGUCAAAGGCUGAGUCUAGAUACAAUGAUGAGAGAACUUUCAAUUCUAGUAAGGAGAGAAAAUUCCCAGUGAGGCAAAGGAUGGAGGUAUCCAACACGUAGCAGCUGUAUGAACAAACACUUCACAUUUGGUAAACUGAGUUGAAAGCUAUUCUGGCUGAAAGCAAUAGUAAGAUCAGUCUCGUUUUUAAAAACACUUCAAAAUCUCUCAGGUGUUUGUGUGCUUGCCCACUGUACAAACAGCAAAUCAGGACAGGAAAAAAAAUCUCAUUUUGUGCAGUAAGGUUUGCUUUGCCUUCAAAGAUCUUGUAGUUUAGGCAUACUACUGGGCCCAUGAAUGUUACUGUGAUUAAAAACUACUGAAUUUAGUGAAAGAAGGCUUAAUGAUGUUUUUGUGUUAAUUCAGUGUAGUAUGAUGCGAUGUUAUUCAUCUCCUCUCUAACUCCUUGUGCAGAUGUUUCUAACUCUAAAAGGGUUUGGGGGGAAAUGCAUACGGUAAUUUUUCCUAAUGCUUCCUGUAUUGCCUUGUCAUGUACAUAUACACAUGUUGUAUGCUCCAAAGCUACAUGCUAAACUACAGGAUGCUAUCUGCUAUUAAUAAAUGACCCCUGGUGGUUGAGGU